CACGUGACCGUUUUCCUGGCUCGCCUUUGUGGGACAAAUCGUGAUUUUCGAGUCUCUCUAUGGCCAAUAAUGGGAGAAAACUGACAAAGACGCAUAUUUACGAGGCUUAAAUCGGAUGUAUUCAAUUGUUUUGUGGUGCGGUUCUUUCGCAUUUCCGGGAAGACAGGAGACGCCGCCGUUGUUUAGUUUUUAAGACGGGUUUUGUUUAUCACAUCUCAACUUGGUUGGUGAGUAGUUAUUGAGCCGUCGGAGAUGAGUGGUCCCGAGGUAGCGAAGACGCCGGGGAAGGAAGGCAUGGAGGCUGUAGCCAAUGGCCAUGCAGGAGAGGGUGAACAGGGAGGAGACGAUCCCUUCGCUGAGUACAUGUGGAUGGAGAACGAGGAUGCGUACAACAGACAGGUUGAAGAGGAAUUGUUGGAGCAGGAGUUCUUGGAGCGUUGUUUCCAGGAGAUGUUAGAUGAGGAGGACCAGGAUUGGUUCAUCCCGGCCAGAGACCUCCCCUCAGGGUUGGGGCAGAUCCAGCAACAGCUCAAUGGCUUGUCAGUCAGUGACAGAGGAAACGCAGAGGAGAUGGCGCACAGCCUCAAUUUCGUAGGGGCAUGGACUCUACAAGGUGUCGAAAGCGUUCCACAGGGAUACUGGCCCAUUUUGACUCCAAUGCUUCCCACAGUUCUCAAGUUGGCUCAAUGUACUUUGGGUGGUGUACCAUUCUUGAUACACACAGGUAACUGUGGAUAAACCAAGCAGCGUUGCAGUUUGAAACACUCAAACUGGUGCGCAUGGCACCUUACACUAUACCCUAUUCAAUGGCACUUAAAUAUUUUGUCUUGCCCAUUCACCCUCUGGCACACAAUCCGUGGUUUAAAAAAAAAAAUCCUCCCCUUCAUCUACAUCAGUGUUUCCCAAACUCGAUCCUCGGGACCACAAGGGGUGCAGCUUUUAGGACAAAAAACUAUCACUACACAGCUGACUCAAAUAAUCAACUAAUUACGUUUGUAAUCACAUUGGGGCCCUGAGGACUGUUUGGGAAUCACUGAUCUACACUGCUUUGAAGUGGAUUUAACAAUUGACAAUUGUCAUGUCCCCUAAGCGGUUCACUUCAUUUUUACUUGGGAAAUGAAUAUUAAAAUGUGCACAUAAUUAACUUUUGCCAUUAAUGCAAACAUUUGUUUUGUUGCAUUUAUUUGAUAAAAAAAUACUUUAAUGAUUAUUGAUUUAAAAUCACACAAUUUUAGCUCUGUCCCUCAGUCUACACUCAACCCCGUCACGCCAACCAAACUCCACGAAUAAAAAUGGUCAAUCCACCCUCAUGUGCAAUCAUUAACAGGAAGUGACAUUUUUUUCAACUGAAUGAUACAGAAACGGGCAAGUAAUCACAUCUGUUUUUUUUAAGUCCGGUGGGGAUCGUCGAGCUGACCAACUCAACCCCAUUAGAUGAAAUAAAGAUGGAAAACUUGUACUUAUCAAUGUGUAUUCAUAGGUUGAAGUAUAAAGUAUAUUCAUUUCAUGGGUUGAAGUAUAAAUCUAUCAAUAUCAUGCACACAUGGUGUAUCCUGUUUUUCUCCACGUGAGGAGCAGAGGCCAUUUGAGCCAAAAAACUCAACUGUCACGUUUCAUUGUAACAGGGUUGUAAACCUGUGACASGGUUGAGUUAUUUAUGGAUAUUGCAUCUAAACAAAUGAAUUAUACAUUGUUUAUAUUCACUUAUAAACAUGUUGUAAUGUGUUCCAUGUGAACAAAAUAUAUUUUAAGGCAUGUAGCCUGGUGGUAGGAGAGUUGGGCAAGACUUAACUUCGGUUGUUCCUUUAAGUCACUCUAGAUCCUAAAUUACUCAAGGAUUAUAGUGUAUAUAUUCUAAGAAUCUUUGCUUUAACAUUAUCCAUUGAAACGUCUAGGGAAUGAUGGCGCCCACAUCAGCAGCAGAAAGACAAAGGCAGUGUCGAGCACGUCAAAAUGCUGACCCAGAAAAAAGGGAACAAUACCUUGAGAGAGCGCGUCAGAGAUGGGAAAGAAAUGUUGAGGCAGGGAAAAAGAUAAAUAUCAGUGUUUUAAGUGAACGAGACCAGUGGAACAGCAUACAAAAGAAGCAAGGAGAGGAAAUGAGCAUGUGCGAUGGAGAUGAUGCCAAACCCGAUUGAAAGCGUUGCCCUCCACCAUGAGAGUACACCAGGUCAUCAUCCUUGCUCCUGGUGAGCUGAUGUCUUGUGAUGUCAGCUGCCUUUGUUCAACAAAGAAGGACCUAAGCUGUACAUGCUUUAACACGCAUCACUUCAAUUUCAGGCAGAAGGUCCUGGCUGCUCCAGAACAGCCAGCCAAUGAGGAAAAUCCACAAGCUGUAGACAAAUCCAAGUCUUUUUGGGUAGUGGUGUGUAGUGGAAUAUGAUAACCUGUAUUCAGGCACGCAUCAUUCUCGGCACGGAUGGAAUGAGUGUAUAAGUGAAAUGUUUGCGUCGUGUAGUACCAAACAAAUUUUUCUGGCCUUCUCAAGACGACAUCCACUGGUGUCAAUUGGAUGAAGUCCUUCAUCAAAUUUGUCACAUGCGCCGAAUACAACAAGUGUAGACCUUACAGUGAAUUGCUUACUUACUUACAAGCC
This is a messenger RNA of Salvelinus sp. IW2-2015, 2596 nucleotides long. The record is from RefSeq and is a predicted model, not a curated record. NCBI's taxonomy places the organism in Eukaryota, Metazoa, Chordata, Actinopteri, Salmoniformes, Salmonidae.